GCGGAAGUGGAUGAUGAGGAUGGAACCUUUACCAACAUUUCUCUGGCUGAUGACUCAGUUGACAGUGGUGCAGCAGCACAGUAUUCCAGAAACGACAACGAAUUCAUCAUGAACUGUGACUUGGAUGGGGACGUGGAGAACCAGGUGGAACUGGAAGAAAAGACGAGGCUCAUAAAUCAGGUGCUGGAGCUGCAGCAUACAUUGGAAGACCUUUCAGCCAGAGUAGAUGCCGUGAAGGAGGAGAACCUGAAGCUGAAGUCGGAGAACCAGGUUCUAGGCCAGUACAUUGAGAACCUCAUGUCUGCCUCCAGCGUGUUCCAGACCACUGACACCAAAGGGAAGAGGAAAUAGUGGUGAACGAAUUGUUAAAUGGUGGGGGGGUGAUGGAACCUCCGACUUCUCUUAUUCCAUUCCCAUUCUCGAUUCCCUCAGCAGACUCCUUGGCCUCGAUGUGAGACCCAGUUUACACAGUCAUGACCCUCCUCACUCUACAGACAUACAUAUGUCACUUGUUAUGUUAUAUUUUGUAUGAUUACUGUUAUUUAUUAUGUCGUUGAUUUAUUUUAUUUUUCUUUUUGUAUAUAUGUUCCAUAAUGUAUUACAUGUGGGUAGAGCUCAUUUUUUUUUGUUCUGACGCAAGACCAACAGUAUUAUUGUGAAAUGGUUGAGAGAAAGUUAGUAGGAGCCUGUACAAGUGUAUGUCCUAUGUGCUGUGGAGUUAACCAGAGUUGGAAUCAAUCAAAUAACCACACAUGUGUGUUACAUAUUGAUACUUGUUGAGGAAUUUUAAUUUCAACUGUAAGAUCAUGGUCAUAAACGCUAAGGAGAUGAGCACAGGAUGUAUGUCUUUGGAAGAAUUGUGUGUUGUUACUGUUUGCUGCACAAAAAUGGCUAAGAAUUGAGACUAUUUGAUCUGAUUUUCCAGACUGGAGUUCUCAAAUAUUUUAAAAUUUAGAGGUCUCUAUCCCACAACCUGGAAAUCCCUACCCCCAUCUAAUCAGCAUGUAAGUUGCAACAACAAAAUUGCAUGAAUUUAAGAUAGCAAAAGGGAUCUUACUUUUAGAGUAUGGUGUACAGAAUUAUAUUUACUGUGGUCUCCCAUGGCCAAAAUUAUACAGUGCACCUGAACCAGGUAUUUUCGACUAGCCUUAUAUUAGAGUGUGGGUGAAAACCAUAAAGGGACAUUUGUUUCCCAAGCCUGUGUGGAAGAAAUAGGGAUGGGGAUCGCACCUAGCCGAGCGGUUUCACUCUUCACAUGUGACUCCCAGUGGUUUGAACGGGUCCACUUAUUUCAUAUCUUAGUCUUCUGGAUUUUAAGGGUGGACACGAGGUGUUGAAAAAUGGCUGCCUCUACAAUAAGAUUUACCUUUAGUUUUCAGGUGACAAAAUUUGUGAAAGUUGUUUGGAUUAUUCUCAACACACGAGUCUAGAGGUGAUGUAGGUAGCUCUAAAACACUACUAAUCUCCUCUGUCCUAUUCAUUGUAUGAAACUGCCUUGUGCAUAGAUGUGUACAUUAAAACAAAUAUAUUGCCUAAAACACUUUUGUUUUAAUAAAAUUGUAUUCUUUGGCUUUC
Alosa alosa (allis shad) is the source of this 1575-nucleotide messenger RNA. Its product is annotated as short coiled-coil protein A-like. Lineage: Eukaryota; Metazoa; Chordata; Actinopteri; Clupeiformes; Clupeidae. The record is from RefSeq and is a predicted model, not a curated record. Gene Ontology annotation, cellular component: trans-Golgi network.